AUGUCCGGCAUCAGCAAGGCAUGCUGCUCGAUUCCGCCCGUCGUGGCUAAGGGAUACCAGGCCAAGGGAAGCUAUCAGACAAUUAACGGCCUGAAGACCUACGUUACAGGCCCUGAGUCGGCAACUAAGGCCAUCUUGGUCAUCUACGAUAUCUUCGGCUUCUUCGACCAGACCAUCCAGGGUGCCGACAUCUUGGCCACCUCGAACGAGCAGAAGUACCGGGUAUUCAUGCCCGACUUCUUUGAGGGUAGCCCUGCCGACAUCUCGUGGUACCCACCUACCACCGACGAGCACAAGCAGAAGUUGGGCAACUUCUUCUCGACUCAGGCCGCCCCGCCCAAGACUCUCUCCAAGAUCCCCAAUGUCGUGGCCGAGGCCAACAAGCAGGCUCCCGGCGGUAGCUUCCAGUGGUCCAUCCUAGGCUUCUGUUGGGGUGGAAAGAUCGCCGCUCUGUCCGCCGGUGCUGAUAACAAGCUCUUCAAGGUUGCUGCGCAGGCCCACCCGGCCAUGGUCGACCCCAAUGACGCCAAAACCAUCAACGUGCCUUUCUUGAUGCUUGCCUCUGGGGACGAGCCUAAAAACGAUGUGGAAGCCUUUAAGGCCAACCUGCAGGUGCCCAACCACGUUGAAACCUUCCCGACCCAGAUCCACGGCUGGAUGGCGGCUCGGUCGAACCUGGAGGAUGCCGAUGUCAAAAAGGAAUACGAGCGUGGCUACAAGACUGUUCUUGAGUUCUUCCAUCAGCACGCGUAG
Penicillium maclennaniae is the source of this 753-nucleotide messenger RNA. RefSeq names its product dienelactone hydrolase family protein. Bases 1 to 753 code for a protein of 250 amino acids. The record is from RefSeq and is a predicted model, not a curated record. The transcript has 4 exons. NCBI's taxonomy places the organism in Eukaryota, Fungi, Ascomycota, Eurotiomycetes, Eurotiales, Aspergillaceae. Gene Ontology annotation, molecular function: hydrolase activity.